Molecule: messenger RNA, 2269 nt
Organism: Larimichthys crocea (large yellow croaker)
Lineage: Eukaryota; Metazoa; Chordata; Actinopteri; Sciaenidae
Gene: dbh
Product: dopamine beta-hydroxylase (dopamine beta-monooxygenase)
Exons: 12
Coding region: 125-1990 (621 amino acids)
Biological process (GO): octopamine biosynthetic process; dopamine catabolic process; norepinephrine biosynthetic process
Cellular component (GO): secretory granule membrane
Molecular function (GO): dopamine beta-monooxygenase activity; copper ion binding
Source: RefSeq, a predicted model, not a curated record
GUUACAGUAGUGCUGGAGAACAAACUUGCCUCACAACUUUCUGGGCUGAACUCCAAAUCAACUCUGGCUGACGACACUGAGGAAGACAAACAAAAAAACUGACUUGAGAUCUAUCGCUGGAGCUAUGAGGAUCUUCAAUAAAAACCUUCGCCUUCAGGACGUCACCAUCAUGUACUUCACUGCCCUUGCUGCCGUAAUGGUCAUCUUGGUGGCUUCAUAUCAGGUGCCCUCCAGUGCUGUCGAAGUGUCCAGCCUUAAAUCGAACCCCUCCAGCUCACUUCCACCUCUCCCAAUGCCCUUCCGCGUGCCCCUUGACCCACGCGGGGAGCUCCAGCUGGCCUGGAACAUCAGCUAUGCUGACCAGAAGAUUUACAUGGAGCUGAGGAUCGCAAAUCUCAAACACGGCGUGAUCCUAGGGAUGUCUGACCGCGGGGAGCUGACCAAUGCCGAUUUGGUUGUGCUGUGGGACUCAGGAACUAAAAGCUACUUUGGGGAUGCGUGGAGUGACAGCAAGGGCCACGUCUCAUUGGACAGCCAACAAGACUAUGAGUUGAUCGAAACUAAACAGGCACCCAACAGUUGCUACCUGCUCUUCAAAAGGUCAUUUAGUACCUGUGAUCCCAGAGACUACCUUAUAGAGGAGGGAACUGUGCACAUCAUCUAUGGAUUCUUAGAUCAACCACUUGCCUCGUUGGAGCAGCUGAACCUGUCCCAGAUCCACACUGGACUACAGAGAGUGUUGUUACUGCGCCCUGACACGCCCUCACCUACACUGCCUCCAGAUGUGCAGAAACUGGAAGUCUUGGCGCCUAAUGUCAUCAUACCAAAUCAAGAGACCACCUACUGGUGCUUCAUACAGAAGCUGCCUGAAAACAUGCCCAAGAGCCACAUUGUUAUGUAUGAGUCAGUGAUAACUCCAGGUAACGAGGCCAUCGUGCAUCACAUCGAAGUGUUUGAGUGUUCUCCGGAUGUGCGUGAUGUGCCGGAAUACAGCGGCUCAUGUGAUGACAAGAUGAAGCCGAGCAAGCUUAACUUCUGCCGCCAUGUUCUAGCCGCAUGGGCUAUGGGUGCUGAGGCUUUUUAUUAUCCUCCCGAUGCAGGGCUGCCUAUUGGUGGACCCGGUUCUUCAAGGUUUCUUCGUCUAGAGGUCCAUUACCACAACCCUCUCCUUAUAUCUGACCGCCAUGACUCAUCAGGGAUACGGCUGCAUUUUACCCCUAGUCUGAGGCGGUAUGAUGCAGGGAUCAUGGAGCUGGGCCUUGUUUAUACUCCUGUGAUGGCUAUCCCACCAAAACAACACACCUUCUACCUCAGUGGAUAUUGCACAUCCAAGUGUACUCAGACUGCUUUGCCUCCAGGAGGAAUCUAUAUAUUUGCAUCCCAGCUGCACACCCACCUGGCAGGGCGUGGGGUGAGGACAGUUUUGGUGAGGGGAGGCAAAGAGCUGGAGGUGGUACAAGAGGACCAGCACUUCAGUACACACUACCAGACAAUCAGAGUUCUACUGAAAAUGGUGAACGUGUUACCCGGCGAUGUCCUCAUAACAAAGUGUACUUAUAACACAGAAGACAGGAGCAAGCCUACAGUGGGAGGUUUUGGCAUCAUGGAGGAAAUGUGUGUCAACUACAUUCACUACUAUCCUCGAACUAGACUGGAGCUCUGCAAGACCCAUGUUGACCCAGGAUACCUGCAGAAAUACUUUAACUUCAUUAACAGAUUCCAUGGAAAUGACCAGUGUGCGUGUGGUGAGGUUAAUGUGACGGAGCAGUAUUCUCAACUACAGUGGGACGCAUUCACCGGAGAAGUGCUGGACUCCCUUUAUAAUACAGCCCCCAUGUCCAUGCACUGCAACCAGUCAAGUGCACGGCUCUUUCCCGGAGAGUGGGACAAACAGCCUGUACCUGUGGUUACCUCCAUCCUUGAAAAACCUCGCUACCCCUGUGAGGGAGGAGUACUUCCCACCAGCCAACCUGCUACACCCCCAAACUGAGCCAGAGCGACAUUGGCUCACUUCAAGCCCAGGGAGGGGACACCUGACAUGGGGAAAGUUAAAAAGAAAGUUCCUGCUACUGCAGUAUCUGAGCUGUGUUUGUGUGAUAGAUAGAUGUGUUUGAGGAAUAUGAUUUUAUGGCUAUUUAUUUUGUUCUAUUUUAAGUAUUAUUAAGACAUGAACCAUUAUGUCAUAAACAGUUCUAUAAUAAAUGACUUGAGCAGUAAUCACAGUCAAAAAUGAAAAAUUAAAAAAUGCAAAAAUGUUUUGUGAGACACG